Molecule: messenger RNA, 594 nt
Organism: Entrophospora sp. SA101
Lineage: Eukaryota; Fungi; Glomeromycota; Glomeromycetes; Entrophosporales; Entrophosporaceae
Source: the annotation of a GenBank genome assembly
AUGACAAUUGCUUGGAGAUAUAAAGGACUAAAAAAAGUUGAAUUUAACAUAAAAAAUAGUUUAAAUAAGAGAGUAAUAUCAAAUUCAAUAUUAGAGAGUUCUUCAAAGCUAAUUAUAUUGAUUGAUGGCACUAACUGGACUAAUCAAGAAAAUAUUGUUAAAGAUAAUGUUGAUGGUGAAAAUCAAUUUUUGCAUGCACUAAGAGGAUUGAUUAGAAAUACAUAUAGUUCAGCAAUCAUCACGAUACCAGCAUAUCUAUAUGAACCAAUAAAUGCAUCGUUUGUAAGAAAAAUUGAACAUAUUUGUGAUGCAGUUAUAGAAAUUGAAUCAUUUGAUAAUUAUCAAAAUCCAGUUUGGUUUAUUCAAACAUCAUUUAAUGGUUUAUUUCAUAUUCAUAAAUUACCAACAAUAAAAUUUUCUGGUUCCAUCAACCAUGGAGCUGUCUAUAUUAUCAGAUUUAAAUUAAGACGUAAAAGAUUUUCAAUUGAAGUGUUUCAUUUACCUCCUGAAGGUGAUAUCAAAGAAACAAAACCCAAUAAUGAUAAUCCAGCAAUUAAUGAGCAGAAAAAUUUUGAGGAGGAUGAUUGUAAAUGA